CUGGGAUGCAAUUUAUUUCAAGUCGGAGAUACAUUUGAAAAAGGUGUAGCAUUUUUGAUCCUAACAAUCACUCAAUACAUUUGAUUAGACGCAUGGCUUUUUUGCUGAGUAGCCUGGUACUGCUUUUAGGAGUCCUAGUGAAGACGAUCUCACAAGCGUGUAUUUGGGUAAUGGUAAAUGGUGGGCCAUUGUGUUUGAAGUAGACAGAGCAAUCUUGCUUGAAACUGCGACCUACCAACCAAGAGAAACGAACAGGCAUCAGCUUUUACAACAACCCAGAUGAACUGGUCACAACCUUGACCAUGACAAACCUGCGCAGCAGUGAUUCGAACCGCUACUGGUGUGCAGUCAAAACACGAGGUUCCUAUCUCAGAAUAUCUCUAGAACUUACCGUCACUGAGGGUAUUCCAGAUCUGUCAGCAGCCAGCAACAUGGUGUCAGGUGAAGAGGGCGGCAAUGUUACUGUACAGUGUCUCUACAGUGACACAUUUAAAGAUACUGAGAGAAAAUGGUGCAGAAGUGGUGAUCUGCACUCCUGUCAAACAGCUCAGGAUAUAGAGCCAUCCCUCGGUGCAGCUCUACAGAUAAAUGAUACAAAUGAUGGGGUUUAUACAGUGACACUGACAGGGCUGAAGAAGAAAGAUGCAGGCUGGUAUUGGUGUAUGGCUGGGGAUGUGCAGGUUCCUGUUCAUAUCAAUGUUGAUUCAAGACAACCCAUUACAGAUGCCAACACAAGACCUGUCAUGUUUACGACAGCACAAUCUUUCACUUCAUCUAACUCUUUUGAUGUACACAACCAUAAUUCACUAACAACACUUGCACACACACCAUCAAAAUUACCUGAAAGUACAUCAGUUCAGACAGAAAAAACUGACCAGACAUCCACAGCAUCACCGGAGCAGUUUCAUUCAACGACACAGUCCUCAUCAUAUCCAACCACAACGGAGAACUCAAAACAUGACCCAUCACACAGCAGUAGUACUGUUAGGACAACACUAACCAGCAGAUCAACAACUCUUCAUGUUGACAAUAACUCUACAGUUACUCUGUCAUCUAAAGAUCUGACAUGUGAACCCAAAACCACUUAUGACAGCAGAGACCGUAUUUGGGUGAUUGCACUAGUUUGUGGUGCACUGCUUAUAUUAAUCUUACCUGUGAUUUCCUGGAAAUUGUGGUCAUGGCAUACAAAUGCAAUCACAAUAGAGGAAGCAACAGAAAUAACAACAGACCUCACUUUUUUUGGUAGGCAAAUGACAGCGUUGUUCUGCUGGGCAAUGAAUGGACAAAUGCUUCAGUUGUGCAGUUUAGCACAGACUCAAAAACUGUCCUAAUAAUGUAACCUGUUGUGACUUCUGGAAGACAAAGAUGGAAGAGCCUUUAUCCUGUCACAUUGUGCCAAGAGCCACUCUCCUGCAGAGUUUAGCUACAACACUAUUUAGUUAUACCUGAAUUAACUAAUCAAUGUAUUUGAGUUGACUUGAAAAUGACAGCCAGGUGUGUUGGAACUAAACUUUGCAGGUAAGUGACUCUCUAAAAGCAUGAAACCGUCACAGAUGGACAGCCGGGAGUUGGUGCUCUCCACUUGUAUAAUUAACCUACAGCAUUUCAUGUGGUAUUCAUAUGGUUAAAAAGUUAAGUUAUGUUAGGACUUGUCUUUCAUCUCAACUCCCUAACAAAGCUGUCAGCACACUUAAGAAUCUGCAAAAUAAUGAUGUCCAAAACGCAACCUAAUUUUUAGUUUGUUUAUAAUUAUAUAUAUUUUUAAUAUAGUUUUUUAUUGUAACGCAAAGAGAUUUGUAUUUUCAAUUGGGGUUUAAGUGUUUAAAACAUUUUUAACGUGUAAUUUGAAUGAUCAAUUUGGUUAAAAAAGUCCUGGUCACUCCCCUAGACAGAAAACUUGUAUUACAUUAAAUUAAAUACUAAAAUUCAAUUUGUUUGGAGAAACCAGCCCCUUUGUAAGUCAACAUAUCUUGUCUUACUGGUUCAGGCUCCAUACUAUUUCAUCAAGGAUGUAGUCUCCAUAAACAAAUAUUUUGUAAAGAUAUUAGAUAUCAGAUAUUUUCUAAAAAAAUAAAACGGUUAAUUUACUAUAUGAACCAGUUACAUAAGGAAGCUGUGACCUUUCAUUCAACAAUGCAGUUACAGGCUUGACAUCUAAACGAACUCGUUUUGUCUGACAGUCAGGAUUUGUCAGAUGUAACUUAAAGAAAAUAAUAAUUUUUUCUCUCCUCCCCGUCUUCACUUCCCUUCUACUUUUUUUUCUAUAAGGAAAGUUCAUGUGUUUGUUUGCAUACCUUCUGAGUAGACUUUUACAUUUAUACAAUAAACUUAUAUAAAAUUUGCCAAUCUUAUGUAAAUGAAACAAGUCAGUCAUAAGAUUUAUGUAAUAGUACCAAUAAAUCCAAUUAGUUUCAAAUGCAUAAGAAACUUUAUUUAUUAUUAAGUAAUAAACCUAAUGUAUUUAAAAUGCAUAACAUUUACAUAAUUUUUUAUCAAUAAACCCAAAGUAUUUCAUAUGUUUAAUCCUACCCUACCCAAUCACACUGUGCUACAACAAAAUCUAACUACAACACACAAAGAACAGCAAGACCACUUUGUUACAUUACAUCAAUGUAUUAAUGCUUAAAGCAUUUGGCUAUAUCUUUAUUAAACACUGGGUACGUUUUUCAGUAUUUUACUUCAAAAUGUCAUUUUUUAUUUAUUUAUGAAUCAAUCUUUCUUUUUAAUAAUUUGUACUUAUCUUUACUCUGCAUUACCAUUAUUAACAGCUGCGAAAAUGCAAUUAUUUCUUAGAUGAACUACAAGCUUAAAGGCCAUGUUGCAGGUUAACCACCACUUUCGAUUAAUGGGUACAUAAAUCACUCAAGAUAUGUAUAUCAUUUUUAAAAUGUCUAAAAAAUGGUCUUAAACACUUAUUUUUUAAGUUUUUGGUAUUAACGUUUUUUUACACAACUCGGUGAUGACGUCACGUUGGGGAGAAGUCGAGGAAACGCAGCCUCAGCCCAGAAUGAUGCCGCGUUCUAGGCAACCUGUAUCUAUAUAUGUAGUCUAUCUAUCUAUAUAUUUAUAUCUAUCUAUUUAUCUAUAAUAUGUGCUAUCUGAAUACUCUCAUCUCUCUAGUCACUCUCAUAGCCAGUAAAAGAAAUGGACACAGCGACCCCAUUGGAACUCAACUGAGACAAUUGAAGCCUAUUUUUAGCAUUUUUUAGCACUUCUGUUUCUGACGCGCAGACUCAAACGAAGCUAGACGACGUCAGCAACCUGUCUGACAGAUGUACAUGUUCUAGUAGUUGUGCGUGCAAACUGCCAUCGUUAAUCUUGCAGAGACGGCGAGCUUGAGCGGGGAGUUCUAUGUCGUGAGUGAGCAGGAAUAAGUAUUCUGAUUAAUUAUUUUGUAUAGUAUUAUAAAAUGUAAUGCCAGUACGCCAUGUUAAUUUAAUUGCCUGCGAGCUUCUCCUCCUGUCUGUACGGUAAUACGACAGAGAGUCGAGUGGUUAUGACGCAAUCGUUAGCCUAUUUUUUACAAAAACUGUUUCUACGGGGCCAUAAUGUAACAUAGAAGGUAAUGGAGCCCUUUAUACAUUGUCGUGUUUCUUUAGAAAUAAAUAAUGGACAAACUGAGUCUUUAAACGCCUCAGAUGUAAAGUUAUUCGCUGUCAAAGUGACGGCAAAAUGAAUGGGAGUCAAUGGGAACGCUAACGCAAGUGAAGUUCUGCUACAAGAUGGCAGCACGCAGUCGACUUCAACUUCUGGUCGACAUCCUUGCCGCCUGGUCACUCUCAAAGCUCUCAAGGCGGGAUUUGGUAAAUUCUCUCCCCAACGUGAUGUGAUGCAAUGCAUGGGGGAAAGGAGACCGCUGUAAGAUAGUACCUACUUUUUCGUAUUAUAUUCCAUUUUGUGAUAACCAACAGUGAUGUACAUGAACAUUUGGAGUCGCAGCACUGCACACACCAGGUGAUGAGAAGCAGAGAGCAGGAGGUCCCCGACCACCUAAACAACAAAAGCUGGACUUCGGUGCAAAACCAGUAAGUGGGGGAGAGUUGAAGAAGUUAGUCGGGCAGUUUGUUGUGGAGGAAAUGCCAUUAAAUACGGUUGACUCGUCCUUAUUUCAUGCCAUAAUAAAUAAGAUCCCUACCACUGUCAAUGCCGCGCUGCAUCACAGAACAGCUUUUUAUUCUUACAUGGAGGAGUAUUCAGUGAUGGAGAGAAAU
Messenger RNA from Carassius gibelio (silver crucian carp), 4211 nucleotides. Its product is annotated as polymeric immunoglobulin receptor-like. Lineage: Eukaryota; Metazoa; Chordata; Actinopteri; Cypriniformes; Cyprinidae. The transcript is spliced from 7 exons. The record is from RefSeq and is a predicted model, not a curated record. The coding region runs from base 303 to 1331 and encodes 342 amino acids.